Racocetra fulgida is the source of this 3026-nucleotide messenger RNA. Lineage: Eukaryota; Fungi; Glomeromycota; Glomeromycetes; Diversisporales; Gigasporaceae. The record is from the annotation of a GenBank genome assembly.
AUGCCAAAAGAAAUUUUAGUCAGUAAUAUACCUUAUGAAGCUAAUGCUAUUAAUGUGACUAACGCAUUGGAACGUCUCAUUAGAGGAAAAAUUAUUAGGUGUGAAUUAACAAAAAACAAGCUUAAUAACAAUCCUUUCCAUAUCAAUGGAGGUUUGGCUUUCAUUACGCUUGAUGACGACGACGCAGAUGACCUAAUGAGUAGGGCUGAUUAUAACACACCAUUUUGCAUGAAUAGACCAUUAAUUAUACAAGAAAAUAAGAGAGGAAGAAGACGGCGUAACAUUGAACCCUUGAUAAAUGCAAAUGAACCAACAUUUCCGGUUUCGAAUAUCGAGCUUGGAAAUUGGGCAGGUCAAUUACCAAUAGUUGAUUAUAAAAGGCGUGGAAAACGUCCAUUGCAAACUCAAAGAUGGACAUUCUUAUGUGAUUGGCGAUACCCUGAUUAUUAUGUUAAACCCAAAUUAUGCAUAUCAAAAGAAUCUGAUGCAAUUCUUAUAGACGGUUUUGCAUUAUCAUCUGAUCUUAAAGAUGAAAAAAGAAUUAAAAUACCCCUCCGUUGGCUAUCUGAUUCCCGUCGGGGAAUCCUUCUCGAUGUACGACGAGAGCGUGAAAAUGGUUUCAUUUCCUUAUAUAUUUCACUUAAAUGUUCCCCAAUACUUUUACGCAAAACCAAUAAGUAUGCUCAAAGAAGUACAAAUACUAGAUUACUUUAUCAUAUUUAUAACGAAGAGGAAUGGAUUAGAACCUAUGAUUGGACGGGUAUUGUUAAUGCAUUUGGAAAAUUUUUAGUUUAUAGAUUGAUAAUUAACGAAAAUCUCGAGGAAAUCCAAAGAUAUUUAAAUAAUAUGUCAAUACCUGGUAUUCAAACUCGUAUUCCAAAAUGUUUUGUUUCAUGUGAAGAAAUACCAAAAGAUUCAGAAUUUUAUCUUAAAGGAACUUUUGAACUUUUACCAUUUAGAAUUGGUUUUAAAUUAGAAUCUUUAAUUUCACAUAAUAUAAUUACAAUACAUGAAAUUAUGGAAUAUAGAAUUGGUGAAAAAUUAAUUGAACUUAUUUGUGAUGAAAAGGAAACUAUUGCUUGGUAUGCACUUAAUCAAAUGACAAUUCAACAUUGGGAUCCAGGUGAUGAUAGAUAUAAUAGACGACCAGUUGAAAUCUUUGAAAUUGCAUUAAGAAGUUUUCGAGGUGAAUACGAUGAAUGGCACCCGGCUAACCCGAAUAUUAAAUUAAAAGAAACUAAUCGUUGUGCAUGGGUUAAUCAUGCAACUAUAACACCCACAAAAAUUUAUUUUGAUGGUCCAGAAUACGAAUCUUCAAAUCGUAUUCUUCGACAAUAUCCAGAAUAUACUGAUAGAUUUAUCCGCGUUACGUUUAAAGAUGAAAAUUUCGAUAGAUUAUUUGUUAAUGAACAACAAUACUUAGAUAUAUGUGAUUCAAGGAUUAGUAAUAUAUUAAAUAAUGGUUUCACGGUCUCUGGACGACAGUAUGAAUUUCUUGCUUUCUCGUCUUCGCAAUUACGAGAAAAUUCAUGCUGGUUUGUAUCGACCGACCAUGAGCUUAAUGCAGACAUGAUACGUGCAACUAUGGGUCUUGCAGAACUUGCAGCUAGACAUUACUGGGGUACACGACAAAAUGAUGAAAUACCAUCUGUCUUUCAGUUUAGAUUCGGAGUUAAUCCGAAUUUAAAUGGGAAUGUUAUAUGUUUACGCCCAAGUCAAACCAAAUUUGAGGCACCGAUCGCAACAAAUUUGGAAAUUGUAAAAGCGGUGAAAAAUCCGUUAGCUGCACAUCUAAAUAGACAGAUAAUUACCGUAUUAUCUUCACUUGGCGUUCCCGAUGAUAUUUUUAUCAGACUUCAAAAUAAUGCAAAAGCGGAUAUUGAUUCUAUGAUGCGUAAUCCUCAAAAGGCCUGUGAAAUCGUGAAAAGAAGUUCGGGAACAAGAGAAUGUUCUCAUGUUACUCGCACUAUCCUCAGUAUGAUUGAAACGAGAUUAAUGGAAAUUGACGAACCAUAUCUAAGGGGAAUUCUGGAAUGCAAGCGAAUAUUUGCAUUGAAAUACUUAAGAUACAAAGCGCGUAUCCCAGUACCACGGGGAUAUAUGUUAUUUGGUGUUCUUGAUGAAACUGGAAUUCUUGAACCAGUAAUUGCGCGAAACCCAAGUUUACAUCCUGGUGAUAUAAGAAUAGUUUGGGCUGUAGAUGUUCCGGAAUUAAGACAUCUUAAAAACUGUGUUCUGGAUAGACCAGUGGUGAUUUCAGAUAUUCAUGAUUUCUUUAUAGAUUUCAUGAAAAAUGAUCGUAUUGGUAUGAUUGGAAGCUUACACCUUGCAUUAGCAGAUUUUCAUCCAGAGGGUAUAUUUCACCCACAAUGUCUGAAAUUAGCUGAACUGGAUUUUUUUAUAACUGAAACUGAUGUCACAUUACCAUUACAGCAUUCAAAAGCGGUCGAUUUUAACAAGACAGGUGUUCCAGUUACGGAAUCGUUACCAACAACGAACGAAUAUCCUGAUUUUAUGGAGAAUAAGACCAAGGGGAUGUAUGAAUCUCAAAAGAUUCUUGGAAAGUUAUAUAGGAAUAUAGAACUCGAUCAGCCGAGACAUGCCCCACUAUUAAAUUAUGAUACAAACGAUAAAAUUACUCCAAAAAGAAUGUUUCUCGCACAAGGAUACGAGGAUUACUUAGAAGAAGCUGAAAUCAUAACAUCAAACAUUCUUAGUUUUCAUCGAAUCGAUGGAAGAAAAACUCAAGACAUUCGAGACUCAAUAUCUGGAACAAUUUCAUUCAUAAUUCAUAAAUUUCGGAAGCAUUUUUUAAUAGGGUUACAAGAUAACAUUGAUCAAUAUGUUGAUAAUGAUACAUAUAAUGUAAAUAUUCCAAUCACUAACGAAACAAAAGCCAAGGCAUCAGCUUGGUAUUAUGUAACAUAUCAUGAAGAAGAAUUUCCAGAUGCUAUUGAUGAUAAGAGACUACUAAGUUUUGCUUGGACAGUUUCAGAUGUUCUUUUAAAAAUAAGAGAAGAAAAUAU